Messenger RNA from Erpetoichthys calabaricus (reedfish), 5424 nucleotides. It is a transcript of the gene specc1la, whose product is annotated as sperm antigen with calponin homology and coiled-coil domains 1-like a. Gene Ontology annotation, cellular component: filamentous actin; microtubule organizing center. The transcript is spliced from 15 exons. The coding region runs from base 662 to 3979 and encodes 1105 amino acids. The record is from RefSeq and is a predicted model, not a curated record. Gene Ontology annotation, biological process: actin cytoskeleton organization. Gene Ontology annotation, molecular function: protein binding. Lineage: Eukaryota; Metazoa; Chordata; Cladistia; Polypteriformes; Polypteridae.
GAAAUGACGUGGAGCAAAUAGCAAAACAAAAGGCACGUGGACGCAGCUUUUACUUUGUUCUCGGAGCUCCGCUGAACGACAGAGAGCUUCCGGAAGAUGGCGCUUGUUGACAGCGAACAAGGAGGCGAGUGACGAGUCUUCCAGUACCCGCAAAGUUAUGAAUAAAACACCUGGGAACUAUCUAUUUAAAAAAAAAAAACAGCGUUUUUAAUCGUGAAGACAAUGAUAUUAAAAUAAAAAGUGGCGGUAAUUUAGGUCCUUGUUUAUGACUGUAUUCGUUUUUUUUAUUUUAUUAUUUUAUUUAGUUCGAGCCACACAUUUCUCCCCAGGGAAGUCGCGCGAGCUGAGCCCCGACAGACGCCUCCCGCGUUGACAGAGACCGGACGCCCCUAUCGCGCGUUCUUGGAGGGCGCCUGAGCACAGCUGCUCCUUAAUUGGCUCCCGGAGCUCCAUUCAGCCAACAUCCCAUCAUUCCGAGCGCAACAGUGGAAAAGGUUGGCAGCCAGCGUGGGAUAGACCGGGUUCCGGCUGGGCUGCGUGCUGCACUUUACAAGAUCCACGGCAGCCGUGUGUCGCACCCGGGAGCAGCGAGAGCCCUACACGUCCAGUGGAGUACCUCCCAAGGUUGAGUUGUAAAUGCAUCAGGAGUGUAGCUCCCAGAAUGAAGAAGACAACAAGAUCUGCUGUCACAACAUCAAAGGGUGUGGGGAUCAGUAAGACGCUGGUUCCAGAAAGAAGCAAGUCUGAAAGCUCUACAGCAGUAGCAGCUUUACCACCCAAGGCCAGCUCAAAGCCUAGUUCUGUUGCUCCACUGUCUAAGACAAAAAGUAGCGAUGAUCUGCUGGCAGGGAUGGCUGGUGGCCUGCAUGUAAAUAACUCUAAUAACAUCAAGGUCAAGAAAAACGGCACUGUUGUCGGAUCUUCUGCUCCCACAGCUCCUGGGGUGACAACUGAAAAUAAGGCCAAGAACAGCACAGGUUCAUAUGCUAAACGAAGUUCUUCUCUCAGUGCGAAAGAGGUGAAUUCCUCCAGAGACAGACAAAGGGAUCGAUCUCGAACUAGCACAAGCAAAAAGCUAUCAUCCACAACAACAGGAACAAAUGAUGUGACUCUUGCCAAACGCUCCCGCAGCCGUGUACUGGCAGAAUCUGAGGCUCGAAUGAGCAAGUCAAAAUCGGAUAGUCAGAUUAAUGACAAGGCAGCGCUAGAAGCCAAAGUUAAGGAUCUUUUAGGUUUAGCAAAGAGUAAAGAUGUUGAAAUUUUGCAUCUACGAAAUGAACUUCGAGAUAUGCGGGCACAGUUAGGCUUGGCAGAGGAAGCCUCAGAAGAAGAGAAGGUUGAUGAAAAGGAGGUUGUUCCCAUCAUUACUCAGGCAACAGAUGUAGAAUCCACUCUCUUACAGCUCCAGGACCAAAAUAAUGCCAUCAGAGAAGAGCUCAACCAAUUGAAAAAUGAGAACCGCAUGCUCAAGGACAGACUGAAUGCUUUGGGGUUCUCUUUAGAGCAAAGACUUGACAACUCUGAGAAGAUUUUUAGUUUCCAAUCUCUUAGUCCAGACUUAACAACAGUUAAUAGUCAUAGUGAUGGAGGUUGCCCCUUGACCUCCUCAGUUGAAGGUUCUACUCCUGGAUCUAUGGAGGACCUUUUGAGCCAAGAUGAGAACACUUUAACAGAGAAUCAACGUAGCAGUUCAGUGGAUAAUCUAGACAGUGAAUCCAGUGAAGUUUAUCAGCCAAUCACUUCCAGUGAUGAUGCUCUAGAUGCACCUUCUUGCUCCUCUUCCUCUGAGUCGGAAGGUAUCCCAAGUCGGGACCGAUCUCGCAAAGGCAGUAGUGGGAAUGCAAGUGAGGUGUCUGUUGCCUGCUUGACAGAAAGAAUUCACCAAAUGGAGGAAAAUCAGCAUAGCACAGCCGAAGAGCUUCAGGCCACCUUACAGGAACUUGCAGACCUCCAGCAAAUUACCCAGGAGCUGAAUGCUGAGAAUGAAAGACUUGGGGAAGAGAAAGUCAUCCUGAUGGAUUCCCUUUGCCAGCAAAGCGACAAGUUGGAACACUAUGGCCGGCAAAUUGAAUACUUUCGUAGCUUGUUAGAUGAGCAUCAUAUUUCCUAUGUUAUAGAUGAAGACAUAAAAAGUGGUCGUUAUCUAGAGCUGGAGCAGCGCUACAUGGAGCUUGCAGAAAAUGCUCGUUUUGAAAGAGAACAACUUCUUGGAGUCCAGCAGCAUCUGAGCAACACUUUAAAAAUGGCAGAGCAGGACAAUAAAGAGGCUCAAGAGAUAAUUGGGGCCUUGAAGGAAAGAAAUCACCACAUGGACCGCAUCAUAGAGUCUGAGCAAAAGGGCAAAGCAGUGCUCAGUGCUGCCCUGGAGGAGUAUAAAAACACAGUUGCCAAUGACCAAUUAGAGCUGAACCGCUUCAAGGCACAGCUGGACCAGGAAAGGCAGAAAGUGGCUGAACUGUAUUCCAUCCACAACUCGGGAGACAAAAGUAAUAUUCAGGAUUUGCUAGAAAAUGUACGUCUGGACAAAGAGAAGGCAGAGGUUUUAGCUGCUAAUCUGCAAGAGGAGCUCAGCCAUACACGCAGUGAGGCCAACCGUCUGCAAGACAACAUUGCCAAGAUUGAGGCAGAAUACAGAGUGUUUCAGGAUGAAGCUAAGAACCAAAUUGCUGACCUGAAACUGAGUCUGGAUAAGCUACGCUCGGAGCUAGAUGAGAAGGAGACAGAGAUCAGUGACAUGAAGGAGACUAUCUUUGAGCUAGAGGAUGAGGUGGAGCAGCACCGUGCUGUGAAGCUGCAUGACAAUCUUAUAAUCUCAGAUCUUGAGAAUUCAGUAAAAAAACUUCAGGAUCAAAAGCAUGACAUGGAGAGAGAAAUCAAAAUCCUUAAUCGGAGACUGAGGGAAGAAUCUGCUGAGUGGCGUCAGUUUCAGGCAGACUUACAGACCGCAGUUGUAAUAGCUAAUGACAUCAAGUCUGAAGCACAGGAGGAGAUUGGUGACCUUAGACGUCGGCUUCAAGAAGCUCAGGAGAAGAAUGAGAAACUGAGCAAGGAGUUAGAAGAGGUGAAAAAUCGCAAACAAGAUGAAGAGAGAGGUCGGGUGUACAACUACAUGAAUGCAGUGGAACGUGAUCUGGCAGCUCUUCGACAGGGAAUGGGACUGAGCCGCCGCUCCUCUACCUCUUCUGAGCCAUCCCCAACCGUCAAGACUUUGAUCAAGUCCUUUGAUAGUGCCUCUCAAGUUGUACCAAAUGUUGCAGCUGCAGCAGCAGCUGCUGCUGCUGCUGCUGCCAUUCCUCGAACCCCACUGAGUCCCAGUCCCCUGAAGACCCCUCCAGCUGCUGCUGUUUCUCCCAUGCAGAGACAUUCCAUAAGUGGCCCAAUUUCUUCACCAAAACCACUGUCUUCUCUAGCAGAUAAAAGGACAAGCUAUGCAGAAAUGAAUAUGCCAGUUUCUCGCAGAAGCAGUGAAGAGGUGAAGCGAGACAUUUCUGUUGCAGACAGUGCUUCUACUGCCUCACUGAUGGCAAUGGGAUCUGCCUCCCCUCAACUGUCACUAUCAACAUCUUCUCCAACUGCUUCAGUCACUCCCACAGCUCGGAGCCGUUUAAGGGAGGAGCGGAAGGACCCUUUAUCAGCACUCGCUCGGGAAUAUGGAGGAUCCAAGCGAAAUGCUUUGUUAAAGUGGUGCCAAAGAAAAACUGAAGGGUAUCAGAACAUUGACAUCACAAAUUUCAGCAGCAGCUGGAACGAUGGUCUAGCAUUCUGUGCCGUCCUCCAUACCUACCUGCCGGCUCACAUUCCCUAUCAUGAGCUAAACAAUCAGGACAAGAGAAGAAAUUUUACUCUUGCUUUCCAGGCUGCUGAGAGUGUUGGCAUUAAAUCAACUCUAGAUAUCAAUGAGAUGGUACGCACUGAACGGCCUGAUUGGCAAAGCGUCAUGACCUAUGUCACUGCCGUUUACAAGUACUUUGAGACCUGAACCCUGCUGUCCUGUGCUGCUCUGCACAGUAGCCGACCACUACACCAGAACAUUUCACAGAGACUCCACUGCUGUGGUUCCUCUGCAACAAUUGUAGAUGGCGAGAGUCUGUAAUAAAACCAGAUCUUCAGCCACCUGCAGUCCAAAAUACUGUGCCAACUUGUUGCUGCAACAAGGUUAAAACACUGCUAGGUUUAUCAAACGGUAGCAUUUAAUUAUCGGGGGAUUUAACUACAGGCAUGUGGUAUUGAAGAGGAACUACUUGUGUAUUGGUUUGAGUGGCGAUACAUCAAAUGUAGACAAGUGCAUUUAUCAAUAAAUACUUACCUAUGCAAUUGGGACUGGGGUGAAAAGAGAAAUGAACAAACACAGUUGUAAAACAUAUUACAUUAAUGUUUCAACUAAUUAGUUCCCCUUGACCAGAAAGUAAAUUCUGUUCUAAAACAUUUGAGUAUUUUAUUCCAUAUUGGAUAGCUACAAAGUGAAGCAUUUCAUUGGAUGGUAUGGAAGCUAGUGACUGGAACAUUUCUGUGGGUGUCCUGUGACUUCCCAAACAGAAUACAUCAGAAGGAAGCUUAAAAGAUGACUGGGAACUCCGUUGACUCAGUCACUUCCUUAUUGUGUUGUGUGUGUGUGUGUGUGUGCAUGGAGCUCUCAACUACAGAGUUUUUCAAAACUUUAAAGCAAUAUCUUUCAGCACCCUGCUAAGCCUACUGUAAAAGUGCAGGUUUUUGCUACUCAGUAAAAGGUAGCCAUUCAAAAAUUACAAAAGUGUGGUGAAUUGGCACUUACAGGAGCAGUUUAGUGCUGGAAAUUUGGUAGGCCUAAUGGCUAAAUGUGUCUAGUUGGUUGGUUUAAGUACAAAUGGAACUCCAUGUGUCUAGACUGUCAAAGUCAGUGAGACUGGCGGAGGGCCUCUAAGUGCAGCAGUAUUAGUCGGAGAGCCUUACUUCAGCCUGUCUGCAACCCAGGAAGGGAUAUGCAUUGAGUGACAUUUCUUUUUGUUGUGUUUUUGGUUUUACAGUUUUCACCACUUCUUACAACACGAGUCUCCCCAGCAGCAACAGUGUUGGUAACAAUGCACUUGGUGAAUUUCACUCUUUGUUAUCAACAAUCUGGCAAGAGGGAGCAGAAAGUUGAAGUUACCCUUCUCCCUUGUAGUGAACACGUUCAAGUUUCUGAAGUCUAAGAUCAGAAUUUUGCAAUAGUUUAAUCUCCCCCCCCCCCCCCCCCCCAAUAGAAAGUCCAGUGUAGUGUUUACAUGUCCUUAUGACUAAUGUUAUUUGUUUUAGUGGGAAAGCACAAAUGUUAUAGAAAAAAAAAAACUGCCAGUUUCUUUUAGAUGGGAUUUUGUACUACAGUAUCAUAUGCUGCAUUUGUUGAGCACAGUUUGAUAUCAUGGAGCAUUAAACUUUGUUGUUAUUCAUAGAAAUUACAUACCUUAA